UAGAAUAAUACUGUUGGAUCGACGUCAUUUUUGUGCUUAAACAUGGCAACUCAUUAUUAUUGGGAGAGAACAAAGGCAUGGAUGCUGGAUAACAAGAUAAUCGUACUUCUCUCACUACUCUCAUUUUGUCUAUUUGUGUCAACGUUGGCGAUAGCUGGUCAAAGAAAUCGGCUGAAUACCGAAUUAAAUGAUUUGAAGAACAGUCUUACCACCACCACACUUCCACCACCUAAAAACGAGACAGAUACAGAAAACGGCGAUGGUAAUGGAAACGGUAAUGGGGAUGGUGGAAACACUGGAGGCGGUAAUGGAGACGGUGAUGCGGAUGGCGGUAACAAUGGGGGCGGUAAUGGAGGCGGUAACGGGGAUGGCGGUAACAAUGGGGGUGGUAAUGGCGGCGGUAACGGGGAUGGCGGUAACAAUGGGGGUGGUAAUGGCGGCGGUAACGGGGAUGGUGGUAACAGCGGAGGCGGUAACGGAGACGGUAAUGGGGAUGGUGGAAACACUGGAGGCGGUAAUGGAGACGGUGAUGCGGAUGGCGGUAACAAUGGAAACGGUAACGGGGAUGGUGGUAACAGCGGAGGCGGUAACGGAGGCGGUAAUGGAAACGGUGAUGCGGAUGGCGGUAACAAUGGAAACGGUAACGGGGAUGGUGGUAACAGCGGAGGCGGUAACGGAGGCGGUAAUGGAAACGGUGAUGCGGAUGGCGGUAACAAUGGAAACGGUAACGGGGAUGGUGGUAACAGCGGAGGCGGUAACGGAGGCGGUAAUGGAAACGGUGAUGCGGAUGGCGGUAACAAUGGAAACGGUAACGGGGAUGGUGGUAACAGCGGAGGCGGUAACGGAGGCGGUAACGGAGGCGGUAAUGGAAACGGUGAUGCGGAUGGCGGUAACAAUGGGGGCGGUAAUGGAGGAGAUAAUAAUAACACUGGCAAUGGAACGCUUCCGGAGAGAAGAUGAAAUCAGUGCCAAAACUACUUCAGAGACAGUAAAAGUGACGAAGGUAGAAUUAAGUAUAUUAAGAUGUGUUUGUUGCGAUGAUUUCUUUAAUAAACAUAAUAUGUAUAAACUUUUAUACUGGUAACUAA
Molecule: messenger RNA, 1088 nt
Organism: Pieris brassicae (large cabbage white)
Lineage: Eukaryota; Metazoa; Arthropoda; Insecta; Lepidoptera; Pieridae
Product: glycine-rich cell wall structural protein 2-like
Exons: 1
Coding region: 43-960 (305 amino acids)
Source: RefSeq, a predicted model, not a curated record